UCUGCCUGUCUUUACUUCCCCGGCGCUGGGAUAAGAAGCAUGAACUACCAUGCCUGGCUCCCCCCAAGAGACUUUAACGCACGGUGUUUCCACAGAGAGCAGAUUGUGGCCAGCUUAGAAGACCGUGUCCCUGAAGGAAUUAACCAGAAAAUGUUAUUCACACAGUGAAAUAUGACUAUCAGGAGAUUUCAGCCACGUGGAUACUAAUUUUAACGCCUGUACCACCUGUUUCUGGACAGUUCCCUCGGAGGAGUGAAGGAUCAGAAGCUGAGACACUGGUGUUUGUGAACUGGAAACUUUGGACCCUUUGAAGGAACUCACCGGAUGGCUUUGAACUGUGUACAAAGUCAGAGAUCCUGUCGGAAGCUGCCUCCACCCAUCCAGUAUGCUUCUCCCUGCUGUGGAGCUCCCUGAGGGGAGUUGGGACAGGUCCCAGUGUACAUGGGUGCUCCUGAAAGCAGACCACAGACUAUUGAGUUAACCUAGUUCACCUCUAGUCUGUUUCCUCCUGGACUUCUCAGUGAUGCUUCUCAGAGAUACUUCUGGAAAUGAGCCUGCAUAGGAGGGAAGUUGCCUUUUCGUAUUGACUGAAGCGUGAACAAGAGGCAGAAACCACUUGACUUGACCACACCUGGUAUCACUGGGCUGGGGCACAGUUGGGGACAGAGAAGCUCUUCUAGGAAGAAUACCAGAUGAGGAGGAUGAAGCUAUCAGGAGAGUAAAUGGCCGCCCCCACUCCCCCAGAGACAAAAUCAGCAGCGUGGUGGAACUACUUUUUCCUGUAUGAUGGUUCCAAGGUAAAGGGGGAAGGAGACCCAACCAGAGCCGGCAUCUGCUACUUCUAUCCGUCCCAGACCUUGUUAGACCAGCAGGAACUGCUCUGUGGCCAGCUUGCUGGAGUCGUGCGCUGCCUGUGGGACCUUUCUGGCACCCCGCCCGUGCUCAUCCGGCUGCGGAACCUCAAGUUUGCCAUCAGGGCGGAUGGGGACUACCUGUGGGCUCUGGGGUGUGGCGUGGAGCUCUCUGAUGCCAGCUGCAGGCAGUUUCUGGAUCAGCUCAUUGGAUUUUUUCAUUUCUACAUGGGCCCUGUCUCCAUGGCCUAUAAGAGCCAUUCUCAGGAGGAGCUGAGCUUGCAGUGGGACACCUUCAUCACACAAGUCCUCAGGAGCACCAGCGAGUCACACCGAAUCUUCAAUGCCCUGUGGAACCUGGACCGCACCAAAGUGGAGCCCCUGCUGCUGCUGAAGGCAGCCCUCAUCCUACAGAGCUGCCAGCGCUCACCCCACGUGCUAGCUGGCUGCAUCCACUAUAAAGGACUGAUUGUGAAUUCCCAGCUCCCGCCUUCCCUCACUGCCAAGGUCCUGCUUCAUCAGACUGUGCCUGCAGACCAGAGGCUGCCUGGAGCAGGAGCUGCCCCACAGGAAACAGGCGCAGCGUUGCCCCCUGGUGUGCAGAUUACCCCUGUUUUUCUGAGUGAGGCGGAAGUUGCCAGCCUCCACGAGUUCCCAGGAGAGCAUGAAACUCGACUCCAGGAAAGUUCAUUUCAGUCCUUUCCCUGGGAUCAAAGCACCCCUACACAGGCAGAAGAUGCCUGGACAUCAGCCACUGUCCUGGAGCCCACACCACAUGAUGGAGCGUGGCCGAAUGGCCGCGGGGCAGAUGAACUCUUGCCUAGGUGUGAGUGGGAGCGUGCAGGACCUGCCGGACUGGGCGCCACUGCCAGCAGCCGGGGCUCUGGCCUCAACAGUGGGCUGCAGAAGGAGCUGUGUCUCUCCCAAGAGGAACUGGACUUGUCUGAAAUGCGCAUUUCUGAGGCUCAGGAAGCCUUCCCACCUGUGCCGGCUCUGGGUGAUCUGGAGACUGUCCGCAGCAGCCACAAUGCCCCCACACUGCCUGCAGACACGGCCAUUUGCAGCGGCCUGGAUCCUUCCCCUCUUGAGAGGCUCCCUGAGAGCGGAAGACUGGAACAGCUUGAAGACCUUCCCCUCACCAAUGGCCAAACCCAAAUUCCUGGUGCAGACCCUCUCCCCAGCAGCAGGCCUGUGGCACUUCUUCCCCACCAUCCUGUGUGUGUAGAGGCCAAUGUGGAGCCACAUGGGAACGGAGCCCAGGAGAGCCACUCCCCUGACUCUCAGGGCCCCAGCCCCUCUGCAGACAGAAUUGGCUUCAAACCAUUCCCUUCUGGGCCCCAUGCAGGGCUCAUGCCCAUGAACCUCUACACGCACACUGUGAAUGGGCUGGUGCUGUCCCUGCUGGCCGAAGAGACUCUCCUUAGAGAUACUGCAGCCAUCGAGGAGGUGUACCACAGCAGCCUGGCGUCGCUGAACGGGCUGGAAGUCCACCUGAAGGAGACACUGCCCAGAGACGAGGCUAGCCUCACAGGCAGCACCUACAACUUCCUGCACUAUGACCGAAUCCAGAGCGUGCUCUCGGCCAACCUGCCCCUAGUGGCUGCUCCCCAGGACCGCCGGUUUCUUCAGGCUGUCAACCUCAUGCACUCCGACUUUGCCUGGCUGCCCAUGCUGUACGAGAUGACCGUCAGGAAUGCCUGCACAGCCGUGUACGCCUGCAGCAACCCUGCCCAGGAGACCUACUUCCAGCAGCUGGCACCCACUGCCCGCAGCUCUGGCUUCCCGAACCCUCAGGAUUGUGCCUUCAGCCUCGCGGGCAAAGCCAAGCAGAAGCUGCUGAAGCACGGGGUGAACCUGUUGUGAGCUGGGCGUAGCACGCGUGCCACGAGCUGUGGGGUGGCCCCUCCAGACUGUAUCCCCAGUGCUCAGUGGCAGCUGCAGGAAACUGAGUGGGCUGAGGUUCUGUCGUGCAUACGGGACUUGAAUACAGUGCAGAACAGGCUGCAGGCAGGAAUGCAGCAGCAGGGAUUCCAGCUGACAGUUUACAUGAGUUACCCAUGGUGCUUUGCAACCUUGCAGUGCUGAGUUCCAGGUUUGUGAAGCAGAUUCCCAAAGGCUCAAAAAUAAAAUGACCAAACC
Molecule: messenger RNA, 2990 nt
Organism: Apodemus sylvaticus (European woodmouse)
Lineage: Eukaryota; Metazoa; Chordata; Mammalia; Rodentia; Muridae
Gene: Hps4
Product: HPS4 biogenesis of lysosomal organelles complex 3 subunit 2
Exons: 15
Coding region: 723-2714 (663 amino acids)
Biological process (GO): vesicle-mediated transport
Source: RefSeq, a predicted model, not a curated record